This is a messenger RNA of Humulus lupulus (European hop), 477 nucleotides long. RefSeq lists its product as uncharacterized. The record is from RefSeq and is a predicted model, not a curated record. NCBI's taxonomy places the organism in Eukaryota, Viridiplantae, Streptophyta, Magnoliopsida, Rosales, Cannabaceae. The transcript has 2 exons. Bases 1 to 477 code for a protein of 158 amino acids.
AUGUCCCCGUUUCACUUGAAUGAACUGGGAGAGAGAAAACUACAUGGGCCAUAUGCAGUGCAACACACCAAUGAAGCUAUUCAGAAAAUUAAGGCUAGAAUGGUCACCGCUCAGAGCAGACAGAAGUCUUAUGCAGACCUAAAGCGCAGACAUGUUGAGUUUGAAGUUGGUGAUCAUGUAUUUCUGUGUGUGACUCCAAAAAAAGGAAUCUCGGUGAAGAGGUUUGGAAAGAAGGGAAAGCUAAGUCCCAGAUAUGUCGAACCUUUUGAGAUUUUGGAUAGAGUGAGCAAUGUGGUGUACACGGAGGAUUUGUCGUUCGAUGAGAGUCUAGUGAAAAUACUCAAUCGAAAAGAGAAGAUCCUAAGGAAUAAGACUAUUUCCUUGGUAAAAGUACUAUGGAGGAUUAAUGUUGUUGAGGAGGCAACCAUGGAAUUAGAGUUCGAUAUGCAGCAACAACAUCCCGAGUUCUUACAGUAA